Messenger RNA from Pseudonaja textilis, 1333 nucleotides. It is a transcript of the gene ATG5, whose product is annotated as autophagy related 5. The record is from RefSeq and is a predicted model, not a curated record. Gene Ontology annotation, biological process: protein lipidation involved in autophagosome assembly; cellular response to nitrogen starvation; piecemeal microautophagy of the nucleus. Gene Ontology annotation, cellular component: cytoplasm; phagophore assembly site membrane; mitochondria-associated endoplasmic reticulum membrane contact site. Gene Ontology annotation, molecular function: Atg8-family ligase activity. NCBI's taxonomy places the organism in Eukaryota, Metazoa, Chordata, Lepidosauria, Squamata, Elapidae.
AGAGUGGCUAGCGGAAGGGCGGAGAGGUGGGGGCGCGGCUGGAGACGGAAACGGACUGGCAGUGGAUUAUCUAAGGAAUAAUUUAGCCUAGAUGUGUUUCUGCACUUCCUGGAAGAAUGACAGAUGACAAAGAUGUACUCAGAGAUGUGUGGUUUGGAAGAAUACCAACCUGUUUUAUGUUGUAUCAAGAUGAGAGUACCGAAAGAGAAGCGGAACCGUACUAUCUGCUUUUACCUAGGAUAAGCUACCUGACACUUGUAACUGACAAAGUGAAAAAACAUUUUCAAAAGGUUAUGAGACGAGAAGACAUAGGAGAAAUAUGGUUUGAAAAUGAAGGUACCCCUUUGAAAUGGCACUAUCCCAUUGGUUUACUAUUUGAUCUUCAUGCUUCAAAUGCAGCCCUUCCAUGGAAUAUCACAGUACAUUUUAAGAACUUUCCAGAAAAAGAUCUUCUGCAUUGCUCCUCUAAGGAAGUAAUUGAAGCUCAUUUCAUGGCUUGUAUAAAAGAAGCAGAUGCCUUAAAGCAUAAGAGUCAAGUAAUCAAUGAAAUGCAAAAAAAGGAUCAUAAGCAACUUUGGAUGGGGUUACAGAAUGACAAAUUUGAACAGUUUUGGGCUAUAAACCGGAAACUCAUGGAAUAUUCUGCAGAAGAUAAUGGAUUUCGCUACAUCCCAUUUAGAAUAUACCAGACAACACCAGAACGACCUUUUAUACAGAAGCUAUUCCGUCCUGUUGCUGUAGAUGGACAGCUACAUACACUGGGUGAUCUCCUAAGAGAAGUGUGUCCCACUGCAAUUAAUUCUGAAGAUGGUGAAAAGAAGACUCAAGUGAUGAUUCAUGGAAUAGAACCAAUGUUGGAGACGCCAGUACAAUGGCUAAGUGAACAUAUGAGUUAUCCAGAUAACUUUCUACACAUCAGUGUUAUUCCAUUGUCUGCAGAUUGAAGUGUCAUCAUGUUUGUCUGAGGAUCAGCCAUUGUUGGGGACAGCAAAAUCUACAGCUAAGUUCAAUCAAGCUUGAUGAGAUUGACCUGACCAAAAAACCUUGCUCUUGCAAGCUGAAGAGGAAGAAAGAUCCUUCAUGUGAUAACAGUAGUUGAGCUGGCCAAUUUUUGCAUAGCCCCUUUUUCCCCCAGUGUCAUCAUUAACUUUGAAUGUGGCGCAUGAAGGCUACUGCAAAUUUUCUAUUUUUCUAAUGGUAAAUAUGAAGUGGAGAACAUGAGGAAUAAAUUGAAAUAUGCACCACUUUGUUUCUUAUUAAUCAAUAAAGGAGGGUGUUUCCCAAAGUUGUAAUGACUUACCUUUAAAAUAAAAUCUGAUUUAUUCUAGAAAAU